Penicillium diatomitis is the source of this 744-nucleotide messenger RNA. RefSeq names its product BTB/POZ domain-containing protein. The coding region runs from base 1 to 744 and encodes 247 amino acids. The transcript has 2 exons. The record is from RefSeq and is a predicted model, not a curated record. Gene Ontology annotation, molecular function: protein binding. NCBI's taxonomy places the organism in Eukaryota, Fungi, Ascomycota, Eurotiomycetes, Eurotiales, Aspergillaceae.
AUGUCUGAACUCAAGGAUGUCCUGCAAGACCUACUUCUACGAGGCCGAUUCUCUGACAUGGAGAUUCUUUGCCAAGGAAUUACUUUCAGAGUUCACAAAGCUAUUGUGUGCACUCAGUCAAGCUAUUUCUAUAGCGCGAUGUGCGAUGGCUUCAAGGAAUCCAUCGAUCGAGCUAUCAAUAUUGAAGACGACACUCCAGAGACCAUGGAACGUGUUCUAUCUUUUCUCUAUCUCCGAGAUUAUAAUGAGGAUGGGCACAUUCUUCAAUAUCAUCAACCGAUAUCGACGCUUGCCAUCUGUGAUCAUGACUCUAGUUCAUCUCUUUCGGAAAAUAAGCCAGAAAUCUCAGAGCCAGCUAAUCGAGUUGCUUUCAACAAUAUUGAAGUGUUUAUCGCUGCUGAUAAGUAUGCGAUCCUUCCUUUGAAAGCUCUGGCUACCCUAAAGCUCUCCCAAUGGGCAGACAAAAACUGGUGCUCUCCUAUGUUUAACGAAGUCGUGCAAAAGGUCAUGACGUCAGUACCACAACAUGAAUUAUCUCUUCGGGAAGUGAUUGCCGACAUUAUAUCGAGGCAUGUCUUCGACCUUAUCCAAGACCCAGAGAUAGUUCGCACCUUAGAUUCUUUUGGAUGCCUUGGGUCCCUCGUUAUCAUGAAAUUAAUCAGCAACGAGAUGGUGAAACGGCCUCACGAUAAUUAUGUUUUGCCGUUGGGUACUAGGAUCAGCUCUUCUCGGCGCCAUCGGUAA